AUGAAACUGAACAUUGAUGGGGCAUCCAAAGGGAACCCUGAAACAUUAGGAGGAAUAAUUCGAGAUAACUCCAUAAAGUUAAUAGAAGCAUUCUCAGCCCAAUCUGAAAUACUAACCAAUAUGGAAGCAAAAUGCAAAGCACUAGAUGAUGGAUUAAGAUUAUGUGAAAAACUGAACAUAUAUAACAUCGCAAUAGAAACUGACUCAAUGACACUCACAAAUAUGUUUAGGAAAAAUAAAUGUAACCAAUGGAAAUUACAAAGAACCUAG
Spirodela intermedia is the source of this 270-nucleotide messenger RNA. Lineage: Eukaryota; Viridiplantae; Streptophyta; Magnoliopsida; Alismatales; Araceae. The record is from the annotation of a GenBank genome assembly.